AUUAAAUUUUUGUUGGCUUUCUUAAGUUCAAAUUAAAAAUUGUAAUAUCAGACAGUCAUGAAUAUCCGGAAUGCUCGGCCCGAAGACUUGAUGAACAUGCAACAUUGCAAUUUGUUAUGUCUGCCUGAAAAUUAUCAGAUGAAAUACUACUUUUACCAUGGCCUAUCAUGGCCACAACUGUCAUAUGUGGCUGAGGAUGAUAAGGGGAAAAUAGUGGGAUAUGUUCUUGCUAAAAUGGAGGAGGAUCCAGAGGACGUGCCACACGGUCACAUCACCUCAUUGGCAGUGAAAAGAUCGCACAGAAGACUUGGACUGGCGCAGAAGUUGAUGGACCAAGCAUCUCGAUCCAUGGUCGAGUGCUUCAAUGCAAAGUAUGUCUCACUCCACGUCAGGAAGAGUAACAGAGCUGCCCUCCACCUCUACAAAGUCACUCUUAAAUUUCAGAUCAGCGAAACGGAGCCAAAGUACUAUGCAGAUGGUGAAGAUGCAUAUGCCAUGAGAAGAGACCUUACUGCUUUCGCCGAAAAGUACAACCCUGCUGCCGUUACAGCCCCCGCCAAAGAAGACAGCUCCUAAUCAAAUAAUGUCAUUUUUUCGUUUAAUAGGCCUAUUUUUAUCGAAAUUUUGCAUUUUAUUUAUCAAUUUUAUUAAAAAGACAAAACACAACCGGACUCAAUAUUAGUAAUCGUUCAUGUUAUAUGUCUACAAAAGUUGAUGAAUUAUUAAAUAUUAAAGUUUCUAAAACGAAAUGAAUAAAUAAAUAGACAGAUAAAAUGGUUAUACAUUAUUCAUUUCGUAGGAUAUCACAAACAUCCUCUAAACAAUCGAUUAUACAUAUUAGCCUUGUGUGAUGGCAGAUAAAAUACUUGUAAAAAUCAAUCCAAGAGUUAUAUAAUUGACAAAACCAACUCUUGACAAUCAUAAAUUAAACAAACAGUCGGUGUGCAAUGUGCAAGAAAUGUUAAUUGUAUAAUUACAUACGAGCCCUUCUAAAAUAGACCCAGUUAGCUAACAAAUUAAGACAAUUAAAUGCUGCUUAGAUAUAGACUUACUCAUUCAUAAUUAUCCAAAAGUUUAUUUGCUAUUUGGGUUUAGGUCAGGCAUAAUAAAAUUAUAUACACACACACGCACACACACGUACAUACAUACACACUUGAACAUUCAUUAAAUGAUGUACGUGCAUUUUUUCCCAUCAAAAUUGCCAUAGUUAAGUUGCCGAUGAAAUAUUGUAUAUAAAUAAAGUUCUGAAAAAAAUUUCAUCACACGACAACGCAAUUUUGCGUGCAUACGUGUACAGCAUGGUAAGCAUGUGCAUGUACGUACGAAUCCACAUCCAAGAUAAAUAAAAUAGUAUAUCGAAUUAUGAAGGGUGAAAUUCUUAAACGCAAGUUACACUUGAGAGAUGAAUAACACGACAAUAGAUCGAAAUAAAUUUCAAUACAUUUUAGUGGCCACCGCAGAGAUAAAAAUCGUACAAUUCACGUGUGCUGCUCAUAUAUCGUUUUAAAAACGUGCUAACAUCUGUUAAAUAAACAAAAACAGCAUCUGUUUAAUGUGGCAGACACACGCGCGCGCGCACACAUACACACACGCACACACACACACUUGACGUACCGGUACGUAUGAAGCAACAGAAGGGGAAAUGUUUGAUGUUUGGAUGGUUAAAAUUAGUAGGAAUAAGGAGUGUGAAUGAAAUUAUGACAUCGCUUUAGUGAUCGUUCUUCACUAUCUCAGUCACCCAUGAUAAUUGCAAAAAGUGCUCACAGCAUAUGUAAUUAUUUUACAUUUUCACAGCGCAAUCCACACACGCACCCAACAUAUGCGGAUAAAACAGAAUUCACAAUCGGCUUUUAAAAACAUAUUUAAUCAAGUUAAUUUCAUCGAGUUUUUUUUAGCUUUAUAAGCCAGAAUAUGUAAGAAUAAUGAUUAAAAUUGAACUAAAAUUUCAUAAUCUGUAACUCAAAUUAUAUAUAAUCUUAAAAACUUCCAUCACCUCAUCACAUAUUAAAAAUUGCUCAAAAACUACUCAGUCAUAACAACUUUCAUACAAUAUUGCCAUGCAAACAAUUUAAUCAAUAUAAAUAAAUAAAUAGAAAUAUAUACGAAUAUAUGGCGUUACUUAAAUAGCACAUGUCUAACAUAUCAUACAUUACCAUUGUUAUGAACAUUUGAGCAAAGAAGCCAAAUCAAUUGAUGAAUGACGAUCUUUAUAAAUCAUACCCCUAGUAAGAAAGAUAAGAACAUUUUUUCAGAAAAAAAAACUAUCAAAUCAUUACAUUAAAAAACCUGUACCUAGUAACAAUAGAUAGCAUAACCAACAUCGAAAACACCAACAAUCCUAUAACAUUAACACUCAUGACAUCAGAUAAUAAAUAACUGUAUCUCAUUUUAAAUUAAACAUGAGAU
Molecule: messenger RNA, 2406 nt
Organism: Helobdella robusta
Lineage: Eukaryota; Metazoa; Annelida; Clitellata; Rhynchobdellida; Glossiphoniidae
Exons: 9
Coding region: 58-576 (172 amino acids)
Biological process (GO): N-terminal peptidyl-glutamic acid acetylation
Cellular component (GO): NatA complex
Molecular function (GO): protein-N-terminal-glutamate acetyltransferase activity; protein N-terminal-serine acetyltransferase activity
Source: RefSeq, a predicted model, not a curated record